Lasiosphaeria miniovina is the source of this 153-nucleotide messenger RNA. RefSeq lists its product as uncharacterized. NCBI's taxonomy places the organism in Eukaryota, Fungi, Ascomycota, Sordariomycetes, Sordariales, Lasiosphaeriaceae. The record is from RefSeq and is a predicted model, not a curated record. The annotation marks the transcript as partial. The transcript has a single exon.
UAUGUGGGCAUGGUGCCGGACGGGGCGACGGCUGGGGACAAGAUUGUUGUGCUUCCAGGGGGGAGGGUGCCGUUCGUGCUCAGACGGUUGGGAAGUGGGAGGUACCGGUUGGUAGGGGAGUUUUAUGUGCAUGGGAUGAUGUAUGGGGAGGCA